This is a messenger RNA of Emericellopsis cladophorae, 1509 nucleotides long. RefSeq names its product 5-methylthioadenosine/S-adenosylhomocysteine deaminase-like protein. Lineage: Eukaryota; Fungi; Ascomycota; Sordariomycetes; Hypocreales; Bionectriaceae. Gene Ontology annotation, molecular function: deaminase activity. The transcript has a single exon. Gene Ontology annotation, cellular component: cytosol. The coding region runs from base 1 to 1509 and encodes 502 amino acids. The record is from RefSeq and is a predicted model, not a curated record.
AUGCGCUUCGUACUGCCUGCGUUCGUGGGCACGGCCAGUGCUGCCUCGACACUGCUGUCUGGCGGCACCAUCAUCGCCUUCAACAACGAGACCAAUGGCCUGGACGUGGUGCGCAACGGCUCCCUGCUCAUCACCGACGACCGCAUCGCCUCGGUCAACUCGUCCCCCAGGCCACGCAACCUGCCCAACGACACCACCACCAUUGACGUCUCGGACCAGAUCAUCACGCCUGGCUUUGUCGACACGCACCGUCACGGCUGGCAGACGGCCUUCAAGACCAUCGCCUCAAACACCACCCUCGCCGAAUACUUUGGUCGCUAUGGCGAGUUUGCGGCCGCGAGCAGCUUCGAGGCCGAGGAUGUCUACCUAGGCCAGCUCGUCGGCAUGUACGAGUCCCUCGACGCUGGCGUCACGACCGUCCUCGACCAUGCGCACCACACGUGGUCCAACGACACGGCGUACGCAGGGCUCAUUGCGUCCAUUGACAGCCGCGCCCGUGUGUUCUGGGCCUACACAUUUCACAACAUCACGAGCCUCAACUACACCAUUGAGAUGCAGUUCCCCAACUUCCGCGAGAUUGCCGAGUCAGAUCUCUACGCCAGCUCACUGGUCGAGCUCGGCAUCUCGUACGAUACGUGGGGUCCCACGCCCGGGCCAGAGACGCGGCAGAUCGCCGACCUGGCCAAGGAGUACAAUGUCUCCGUCGUGACGACGCACACCCUCGCCGGACCCUGGGGCAUCACCAACCUCCCCUCCGACCUGCACCAAUUCGACAUCCUCAACACGUCCAUCCCCGUUGUCUUCUCCCACGGGAGCUUCAUCACCGCCAACGACGCCCAGCUGCUGCGCCAGACGGGCCAGUACCUGUCCAUCACGCCCGAGUCGGAAAUGCACUACGGCCACACCCAUCCUCACAGCCGCUUCAUCCAGGACCAGGCCGCGCUCGGCGUGGACACGCACUUCACCUUUGCGGCCGACAUCCUGACCCAGGCUCGUCUGUGGCUGCAGACCGCCCGGUACGACUUCUUCGACGCCGUCCUGAAGAAGUGGGAGAUUCCGAGCACCAACCCCAUGAGCGUCGAGCAGUCCUUCCUUCUGGCGACGAGGUCCGGCGGUCAGGCCUUGCAUAGGGAUGAUAUUGGCGUCAUCCAGGCCGGUGCCAAGGCCGACGUCGUCGUGUGGAACGCAAGGGACUCGUGGUCGAUGCUGGGCUGGGUCGACCCCGUGGCCGCCGUCAUGCUGCACGCCAACCCCGGUGAUGUCCUCCACGUCAUGGUCGACGGUCAGCUGGUCAAGAAGGACGGCAAGCUGACCGACCCCAACCACGAGGAUGUGAAGAGCCGCUUCCUAGAGAGCGCGAGGAAGAUCCAGAAGACCUUUCGCGAGACGCCGUACCCAGAGCUGGAGGGUAACUGGGAACAGAGUGGGUUCCCCUUUGCCGCGCCUCAGAUCGCUGAUAUUGAGCCCGGCAACGGGACGGGCUACGGACAGCUGUAUUUGGAUCAGUAG